AUGGUCACUGCGAACGGAACUACCAACGGCACCAACGGCCACGCCAAGAUCAGCCCUCUCACCCCUGGUGUAUAUGCGCCCAUCCCCACAUUCUUUUUGGAGGACACUGAAGAGCUCGAUGUCCCUACAUUCAAAAAGCAUAUCAUUUACUUGGCACGCGCGGGAAUGGGAAUUUUGGUCUCUGGGUCUAUGGGCGAGGCGCACCACUUGACGCCCGAGGAGCGUGUUAUCCUCAUCCAUGCAGCUCGUGAGGCGUUAGACAGCAUUGGCCACACCACCACUCCAGUCAUUGCUGGAACUGGUAUCGGAAGCACCAAGGGCACCAUCGAGCUCACUCGCCAGGCUGCGGAGGCCGGUGCUGACUACUCCAUCGUCAUCGCGAGCGGGUAUUACGCUGGCGCACUCAACAACGAAGCACUCACCCGCUUCUUCCUUGAGGUCGCUGCUGCCAGCCCUAUCCCAGUCAUUGUCUACAACUAUCCAGGUGCUUCUGGUGGUAUCGACCUUGACUCAGAUACUAUUGAGAAAAUUGCGGCCGAGGGCUCCAACAUCUGUGGUGUCAAGUUGACUUGUGGUAACGUCGGAAAGCUCACCCGUAUUGCCGCUACCACUGCCGUUCCAUCCUUCGAAAAGGCCCACCCCCGGAAAAACAAAGAUGCGCCAUUCUUGGUUCUCGGAGGGUUUGCCGAUUUCAUCGUACCUUCGGCCUUUGCUCGGGCUCACGGAGCUAUCUCUGGAUUGGGCAACUUUGCUCCGCAUACCCUUGUCCGACUCACCCGCCUUUCUUUCGAAGCCGUCGCCAACCCCUCAGUCCUCCCAGAGGCCCAACUCCUCCAAGACAUUGUUGCCCGCGCUGACCGUACUAUUGCUGUUACCGGUAUCGCUGGUACCAAGGAUCUGCUUGAGCGUGCCUUUGGUUACGGUGGUGCUCCCCGUCUCCCUCUCGUCCGUGCGAACAAGGAGGCUGGUGCUAAACUCUGGGACCACCCCCACGUUGUCGCUAUCCGAGAGAAGGAAGCCGAAUUGGCUGCAUUGGCCUCAAAGACCUCUUCCAAGGCUUCUGUCCCAUCAGAGGUUCACGCACAACCCGUCGUUGUGUCUGCUUGA
Molecule: messenger RNA, 1107 nt
Organism: Rhizoctonia solani
Lineage: Eukaryota; Fungi; Basidiomycota; Agaricomycetes; Cantharellales; Ceratobasidiaceae
Product: dihydrodipicolinate synthetase family protein
Exons: 6
Coding region: 1-1107 (368 amino acids)
Molecular function (GO): 4-hydroxy-tetrahydrodipicolinate synthase activity
Source: RefSeq, a predicted model, not a curated record